ACAGCGAUUACAUCCGGUGCACACACCUGUUGAAGACUCGCCGACUUCGAGACAUUCCUACGUGACGAAUCGUUAUCGAAAGACGGAGCGACAAGUAGUAGAGGGAGCACCACUUUCCCUUGAAGACCUGGGAAGACGGCGCCUCGGAGAAAGAAGGAGAAAGAACGAGAGAGAGUGAGCGCGCGAGCAAGCCGAUCGGUCGCGGUCCACCGUCGAGAGUAAAGUGUGUCGAGGUCUUUUCACGGACAGUUCGUCGUGACCGUAGGUCUGUUCCGUGCAACCGCGAUUGCACGCUUCCUUCUUUCUAUUCUACGAUCAUUUCUCUUUUUUAUUUCUUUCUUUCUUCUCUUACCGCGCCGGUGUUGUAUUCUCUUCCGUCUCCCCGCCGAUUGUCACUCUCAUUCUUUCUCUCUCUUUGUUUCUUCCGCCACUCUCGACGUACCAUGCAUAACUUGCCGGUGCUCUCGCGCUGAUCACGCAAAACGACAUUCUUAGUUAAAAUAGUUCAGCGUCGCGUCUCUCGUACCCCGGGUAUUGUACAGGCGCGUUGCACAAACACUGGGAUGUCCGCGGGAUAACAAGUUUUCCUCUUUUUCUAACGGAGAUGUCAUCGCCAGUGGUCCUGAGCCUGUGCAUAAUAUGGAGUCUAUUUGUUGGCUCCAUUUCGUACACCGAAGAAGUCGUACAUUAUCACUCUUACCCGCACGGAUACAGCAACUCGUAUGUCUCGCCGACGAGAGGAUGGCCACACUCUUGGGACCGAGUCGGACCGAGCAGAUCAGACAGACCCAUAUAUCGCAGGGACACCUACACGCAGCUGGUAAAGAUCGAGCAAGAACAGAGCGAUCCUUUGAUGACCAUCAGCGAGACUCUGGGCGCUUUAAACACCGUGGGCAACUAUAUCGUCAAUAUGACGAGGGGCGUCGAGAUCUCGAAUUAUCCAUCGAAGGAACUGCCCUCGGCAUUGUACACCAUCUCCAAAAACAUUUUGGGCCGCAAUGUGACAGAUAGCAUCGCACCUUUGGUGCGUGGCGUCGCAUUACCACUAAGACAACCAAUUGCGUCUUCCACACAUGAGCCGCCGGCCCAAGAGCAGCAACAGCAACAGCAGCAGCAGCAGCAAACUGCGGAGAAACUGUCGAAUAGAGACAAGGAAUCCACUCCAUCUGCAUGCACGACGGCCGAGGGUGGACCGGGAAAGUGCCAGGAUCUCAGCAAUUGUCCGCAAUUGUUACUCGAUCUCACUAAGCUGAGGCAGUCGUUGUGCUUUAAGAGUCUGUUCGUGCCAGGGGUUUGCUGUCCGUUGGAUAAAGCCGAUAAUCCUUCUGUUCCCAUCAACAUUGGUGGAGAUACCGGAAUUGACAGCGGUGGACAUUCCCCGCGACCGCCGAUUCGACCUACGAAACCCCUCACACCACGCCCGAUACCGUUGUAUCCGGUAACGUCCUCGACUAUAAAACCUACGACGCAUAUCGUUCCAUCACCUGACUUAUUUGGCAAUAAUACGAAUGGUUUCGAAACGAUCGGGACGAUCGACAACAAUUUUAUUCAAGACGAUGAUGAAUGUGGAGUGAGAAAUUCAGGCAAAUACCGUGUCGUUGGAGGCGAGGAAGCGUUGCCUGGUCGUUGGCCCUGGAUGGCAGCGAUCUUUCUUCACGGUUCCCGACGAACAGAAUUCUGGUGUGGAGGGUCUCUGGUAGGACCGCACCACAUCCUUACUGCUGCUCAUUGCACGCGAGAUCAGCGACAGCGGCCUUUUGCCGCUCGCCAGUUCACUGUGCGUCUCGGCGACAUCGAUCUUGAAAGAGAUGACGAACCCUCAUCGCCAGAGACCUAUGCGGUAAAGGAGAUUCACGCGCAUCCGAAGUUCUCGCGCGUUGGAUUUUACAAUGACAUCGCCGUCCUCGAGCUCACUAGGCCCGUAAGAAGGUCACCGUACAUAAUACCCAUUUGCUUGCCGCAGGCGCGAUUUCGCGGAGAACCGUUCGCCGGCGCCAGACCGACGGUGGUUGGUUGGGGCACCACUUAUUAUGGCGGGAAGGAAAGCACCGUUCAACGACAGGCGGUCCUGCCGGUGUGGAGGAACGAGGACUGCAAUGCGGCUUACUUUCAACCGAUCACCAGUAAUUUUUUAUGCGCCGGUUAUAGCCAAGGCGGCAAGGACGCAUGUCAAGGUGACUCGGGUGGACCGCUGAUGCUACGAGUCGAGGGUCGAUGGACACAGAUUGGCAUAGUUUCUUUCGGCAAUAAGUGCGGCGAACCCGGUUAUCCUGGCGUAUACACACGUGUCUCCGAGUACACCGAUUGGGUUAAAAAUAAUAUGAAGUAAAACACA
Formica exsecta is the source of this 2335-nucleotide messenger RNA. Its product is annotated as proclotting enzyme-like. Gene Ontology annotation, molecular function: serine-type endopeptidase activity. The coding region runs from base 605 to 2329 and encodes 574 amino acids. The transcript has 8 exons. Gene Ontology annotation, biological process: proteolysis. The record is from RefSeq and is a predicted model, not a curated record. NCBI's taxonomy places the organism in Eukaryota, Metazoa, Arthropoda, Insecta, Hymenoptera, Formicidae.